Messenger RNA from Uncinocarpus reesii 1704, 786 nucleotides. RefSeq lists its product as uncharacterized. Lineage: Eukaryota; Fungi; Ascomycota; Eurotiomycetes; Onygenales; Onygenaceae. The record is from RefSeq and is a predicted model, not a curated record. Bases 1 to 786 code for a protein of 261 amino acids. The transcript has 3 exons.
AUGCUAGCGAACUUCCCCGCCGAGGUCUUGUGCCAUAUCCCUUUCGCGGUCCUGAUUGCCGUCUCACUGUGGCGCGAAGGAUGCAAUCGGAAAUUUAAUCUCAUCUUGGUUGUUGCGGCGACGCUGCAUAUCCUGAAUUUGGCCGCAUACAUUGCUUUGAGGGUCCUCGAUGAUGAUGACUCGCCAACACGAUUGCUGCUUCUCGGACUGUCGACUGUCUUCGUCUCGCAGUAUGAGCUUCACCGAUACUGGCACUUCACGGAUGAUCUCCGACGUACAAGGCUUUACGCCGGUGUCAAGUACGGCAUCUGGGCGGCGACCUUCCUCAAGACAUGUGCGGCUCCCGGGGCAUUCUAUCAACCGAAGGUCAUGGUAUCGACGGCACUGCUACAAGUGUGGGAUGCGGCCGUGUUUCUUGUCCUGGUCGUUCAUCUCAUGCGGCAAUCAUGUGCAAUACCAGUCAACAUUCUGAGAAUGAACCGGCAUCUUUACAUGAUCGCGGUGUGUGUAGGGAUUUUGUUUGCGGUUCUUCAGUUUGUAACGGGUCAAGAGCGCUUCGUGGGAUUCGUCUCGUUUCUUCAGGCUUUCAGCGCCAGCCUGCAUGCCAUGAUGCCGCCCGCGGAGCAGCGCAAGGAUCAGGAGCUGCAUUCUGUGAGGUCGCGAGAUGGAAUCUUGGGAGCGACAGACAACGAUGUGCUGCAGAGUGGAUGGUAUGACGGACCAUCCGCCACCCACAACAAACUCGCCAAAUCGAUUCAUUGCUUUUUCUCUCGGCUCAGCCGCUAG